Volvox carteri f. nagariensis is the source of this 1368-nucleotide messenger RNA. RefSeq lists its product as uncharacterized. The transcript has 6 exons. The coding region runs from base 1 to 1368 and encodes 455 amino acids. Gene Ontology annotation, molecular function: tRNA binding. The record is from RefSeq and is a predicted model, not a curated record. Gene Ontology annotation, biological process: tRNA wobble position uridine thiolation. Lineage: Eukaryota; Viridiplantae; Chlorophyta; Chlorophyceae; Chlamydomonadales; Volvocaceae. Gene Ontology annotation, cellular component: mitochondrion; cytosolic tRNA wobble base thiouridylase complex.
AUGGCUCCUAGGCUCUGCGUGAGAUGCCAGACCUCUAAAGCUAUGCUCAAGCGUCCGAAGACGCAGGAGCAGGUUUGCCGAGAAUGUUUUUUUACAUUGUUUGAGGAAGAGGUGCAUGAGACAAUAUCCGCGACUAAGUUGUUCAGACCUGGGGAAAGGGUGGCCAUUGCGGCUUCGGGCGGCAAGGACUCCACGGUACUGGCGCAUAUCAUGACGACGCUUAACGCACGCUACGGGUACGGGUUGGACCUUUUCCUGCUAUCCAUCGACGAGGGCAUCGCCGGCUAUCGCGACGACUCACUGGAGACGGUCAAACGGAAUGAGCAGCAGUACGGCAUCCCGCUGACGGUGGUAUCGUACAAGGACUUGUACGGCUGGACUAUGGACGAAAUUGUGGCGCAAAUCGGCACCAAAAACAAUUGCACCUUCUGUGGCGUGUUCAGACGCCAGGCUCUGGACAGAGGUGCCGUGUUGGCAGGUGCAAACAAGAUCGCGACGGGUCAUAAUGCAGAUGACGUGGCGGAGACGGUGCUGCUCAAUAUACUCCGUGGUGACGUGCCCAGGCUGAGUCGCUGUGCCAACAUCAUCACGGGGGGGGACAGUCCACUUCCGCGUGUGAAGCCGUUCAAAUACGCCUACGAGAAGGAGAUCGUGCUAUACGCCUACUACAAGAAGCUCGACUAUUUUUCCACGGAGUGCGUGUACGCACCCUACGCGGCACGGGGUUUUGCGCGGGAGUUCAUCAAGGACCUCGAGGCCGUCCGCCCCAUGGCCAUUAUUGACGUGAUCCGUUCCGCCGAGGAUUUUGUGUUCACCUCGGCCUCGGAGGACAAGCUGCCGCAGCCCCGCAAUUGCGAACGCUGCGGCUACAUCUCCAGCCAACCGGUCUGCAAAGCGUGUGUGCUGCUGGAGGGCCUCAACAGGGGGCUGCCGCGACUAGGGGUCAGUCGCACGCGCGGGAAGCGCGGAGAGAAGGCGGGUUUGCAUCCGGAUGUGGAACGACCAUUGCCGCCGUCAGCUUCGGCAGCGAGGGCUGAGCUGGGGCCAGCAGGCAGAGCAGACAAUACUGCUGACGGGGAUGCAGGUGCAGCGGCGGCUCCGGCUUCCAGCUCAGGUCGCGAAACUGGGGUGCAUCUGGAUUCGGGGGGGAUUGCGGAUGAUGCCUGUGUCGAGAAGCGUACCGUGGGGAUGAGGGAGCUGGAGGAGCGCAUCGGGGGCUGGGGGCUGGGACCCGGGGGUGAUGGGAUACAGGGGACAAAUAGCGAGGGAGCGGGAAAGGAUGUGGCUGGGGUUGUGGGGAGUUCCAUUCGUGGGGCCCGGUCUGUGCGGAAGGUGCAGAUUGAGUAUGAGCUUGCAGAGGGGACAUAA